Musa acuminata subsp. malaccensis (wild Malaysian banana) is the source of this 2375-nucleotide messenger RNA. RefSeq names its product ABC transporter E family member 2. Lineage: Eukaryota; Viridiplantae; Streptophyta; Magnoliopsida; Zingiberales; Musaceae. Gene Ontology annotation, biological process: translational termination; translational initiation; ribosomal subunit export from nucleus. The record is from RefSeq and is a predicted model, not a curated record. Gene Ontology annotation, molecular function: iron ion binding; ATP binding; ribosomal small subunit binding.
UUAUAUGCCUCGAUUAGGGAUUCAUUCCUCCUUUUGCGAGGCCUGGCGGCAAGAGGUGGGGUCAAUUCAGGGUCGACGCUAGGCUCUCGUCCUCUCCAACAUGGCGGAUCGGCUGACCCGUAUCGCUAUCGUUAGCUCCGACCGAUGCAAGCCGAAGAAGUGCCGCCAAGAGUGCAAGAAGAGCUGCCCCGUCGUGAAAACAGGAAAGCUUUGCAUAGAAGUAACCCCUGCCUCAAAACUUGCUUUCAUUUCUGAGGAGUUAUGCAUUGGAUGUGGUAUAUGUGUCAAGAAAUGUCCAUUUGAGGCCAUUCAGAUCAUCAAUCUACCGAAGGACUUGGACAAAGAUACAACUCACCGUUAUGGACCAAAUACAUUUAAAUUGCACAGAUUGCCAGUUCCAAGACCCGGACAAGUUCUGGGCCUGGUUGGUACAAAUGGUAUUGGAAAGUCCACUGCGCUUAAAGUGUUGGCCGGGAAGUUAAAGCCCAACUUGGGUCGAUUCAAUAAUCCUCCUGAUUGGCAGGAGAUCUUGACAUAUUUCCGUGGCUCUGAGCUUCAGAAUUAUUUUACUCGUAUACUGGAGGACAAUCUAAAGGCAAUCAUCAAGCCACAGUAUGUUGAUCACAUUCCAAAAGCUGUUCAAGGGAAUGUGGGACAGGUGCUUGACCAAAAGGAUGAGAGGGAGAAGAAGGCACAACUAUGUGCUGACUUAGAAUUAAAUCAAGUUAUUGAUCGAAAUGUGGGGGAUUUAUCUGGUGGAGAGUUGCAAAGAUUUGCUAUUGCUGUGGUUGCUAUACAAAAUGCAGAGAUUUAUAUGUUCGAUGAACCGUCAAGUUAUCUUGAUGUGAAACAGCGGCUCAAAGCAGCACAAGUUGUCCGUUCCCUGCUCAGACCUAACAGCUAUGUGAUUGUUGUGGAGCAUGACCUCAGUGUACUGGACUAUUUGUCCGAUUUCAUUUGUUGCUUAUAUGGGAAGCCAGGAGCUUAUGGAGUUGUUACAUUGCCUUUCUCUGUACGUGAAGGAAUAAACAUUUUUUUGGCUGGUUUUGUUCCUACAGAAAAUUUGCGGUUUCGAGAUGAGUCACUUAUGUUUAAGGUUGCUGAGACUCCUCAAGAAAGUGCUGAGGAGAUUCAGACUUAUCAACGCUAUAGAUAUCCGACUAUGAGUAAAACCCAAGGGAAUUUCAAGCUUAAAGUGAUAGAGGGUGAAUUUACUGAUUCUCAAAUCAUUGUAAUGCUGGGUGAGAAUGGGACCGGGAAGACAACAUUUAUUAGAAUGCUGGCAGGAUUGCUGAAGCCUGAUACGGUGGAAGAUUCUGAUGUUGAGAUGCCUGAAUUUAAUGUUUCAUAUAAGCCUCAGAAAAUUAGUCCAAAGUUUCAAUAUACAGUGAGACACUUGCUGCAUCUAAAAAUUCGAGAUUCAUAUAUGCAUCCACAAUUUGUGACUGAUGUUAUGAAACCAUUGCAAAUUGAGCAAUUAAUGGACCAAGAAGUUGUGAAUCUUUCUGGUGGAGAACUGCAACGGGUAGCAUUGUGUUUGUGUCUUGGGAAGCCGGCAGACAUUUAUCUGAUAGAUGAACCAAGUGCUUAUCUAGAUUCAGAGCAGCGUAUUGUUGCCUCAAAGGUGAUAAAAAGAUUUAUCCUUCAUGCGAAGAAAACUGCCUUUGUUGUUGAACAUGAUUUCAUCAUGGCGACCUACCUGGCUGAUAAAGUGAUUGUGUACGAGGGGAAGCCCUCUGUGGAUUGCAUUGCUAAUGCACCUCAGUCUUUGGUAUCCGGCAUGAACCUGUUCUUAUCUCAUCUUGAUAUCACUUUCAGACGAGAUCCAACUAAUUACAGGCCCAGGAUAAACAAGUUGGAUUCUACCAAAGAUCGGGAACAGAAAUCUGCAGGAUCUUAUUAUUAUCUUGAUGAUUGAUAUAAAAUUAUGUUGUGUUAUACUCAGGUUUCUACGGCCUUGUGUGACGAUGGAUGAGUGUUAUUUGGCAAGUAGUAUAGCUUCUUUUCAUGUUUCUUUGUUGGAUCCCGAAGAUGAAAAUGUGGGGCAAGGAGUCGAAUCCAUGAAGGCAACAGAAAUUACCAUUCAUGGCCCCCUUGUUUCGACCUGUUAGUCCAUGAUUGCUUCUUCAGUUGCCACUUAUAGAAUUACUUUAGACUUUGCUUCCCUUGUCACUGGGAGCCUAUUUUUGAAUAACAAAAAUCAGUUGUAUUUUGAUAGUAAUUUACUUUUUUGAUUGUUGUUGUUGGUAUACUGAUGUCACCCAGUGAUCCUUUUCCUCAAACAUCAUUUGGUGUAUACGACAUGUUAAAGGUAUAUUUUCUUGUAUCGAGCAAUAUCUGUCGGGGUCAAUACACGAGGAGAAAAAUUCCAUAUC